Molecule: messenger RNA, 1727 nt
Organism: Chlamydomonas reinhardtii
Lineage: Eukaryota; Viridiplantae; Chlorophyta; Chlorophyceae; Chlamydomonadales; Chlamydomonadaceae
Exons: 12
Coding region: 92-1174 (360 amino acids)
Biological process (GO): trans, trans-farnesyl diphosphate biosynthetic process
Cellular component (GO): cytoplasm
Molecular function (GO): (2E,6E)-farnesyl diphosphate synthase activity; dimethylallyltranstransferase activity
Source: RefSeq, a predicted model, not a curated record
CCUGUGCGGUUCACUUAUUCGCAGAGGCUCACGCAGCCUUCCCUCGAUUUGCCAACUCGGCCAGCGUCUGUACGUAUCUCAUUUUUGCACGAUGAGCGGCGAGCCUACCCCCAAAAAGAUGAAGGCCACUUACGUGCACGACCGCGAGAACUUUACAAAAGUAUAUGAGACCCUCCGCGAUGAGCUCCUGAACGACGACUGCCUGUCACCCGCCGGCAGUCCUCAGGCUCAGGCCGCGCAGGAGUGGUUCAAGGAGGUGAACGACUACAACGUGCCGGGCGGCAAGCUGAACCGCGGAAUGGCGGUAUACGACGUGCUGGCAUCCGUGAAGGGGCCCGACGGUCUAUCCGAGGAUGAGGUGUUCAAGGCCAACGCACUGGGCUGGUGCAUCGAGUGGCUGCAAGCGUUCUUCCUGGUGGCGGACGACAUCAUGGACGGAUCCAUCACCCGCCGCGGCCAGCCCUGCUGGUACAAGCAGCCCAAGGUGGGCAUGAUCGCCUGCAAUGACUACAUCCUGCUGGAGUGCUGCAUCUACUCCAUCCUCAAGCGCCACUUCCGCGGCCACGCCGCCUAUGCGCAGCUGAUGGACCUGUUCCACGAGACCACGUUCCAGACCAGCCACGGCCAGCUGCUGGACCUGACCACUGCUCCCAUCGGCUCCGUGGACUUGUCCAAGUACACCGAGGACAACUACCUGCGCAUUGUGACCUACAAGACCGCCUACUACUCCUUCUACCUGCCCGUGGCGUGCGGCAUGGUUCUGGCGGGCAUCACGGACCCGGCCGCCUUCGACCUGGCCAAGAACAUUUGUGUGGAGAUGGGCCAGUACUUUCAGAUCCAGGAUGACUACCUAGACUGCUACGGCGACCCCGAGGUGAUUGGCAAGAUUGGUACGGACAUCGAGGACAACAAGUGCAGCUGGCUGGUGUGCACGGCGCUGAAGAUUGCCACCGAGGAGCAGAAGGAGGUCAUCAAGGCCAACUACGGGCACAAGGAGGCUGAGUCGGUGGCCGCCAUCAAGGCGCUGUACGUGGAGCUGGGCAUUGAGCAGCGCUUCAAGGACUACGAGGCCGCUUCCUACGCCAAGCUGGAGGGCACCAUCUCGGAGCAGACGCUGCUGCCCAAGGCGGUGUUCACGUCGCUACUGGCCAAGAUCUACAAGCGCAAGAAGUAAAUGUGUUGAAUGAAGGACGUCCGCGCUGGGGCAUGUAUCCAAGGGACAUACAUAUGGUGAGGGAGCAGUUUCCGGGACGAAGAAGAUGCUUGCGUUCCUGCGCACGUAAUAAGUUAUGGAUCGCGGAUGGCACCUGCGGCUGGCACUCGUGUCUGCGUGAGAAGGGUUUCGGGGGGAGCGACCACGGAUUCGAGAAGACUUUCACAUUGCUAAUUAGUUGAGAUGUGUGGGCGUGCCUCCACUGGGGCUGGGUGCCUUACAGCUGCACGCGUUUGCAGGUGGGCUGCUGGUGACAAGCUUAUGGUAUAAGUAGCUGGAUGCAAUGUUUUUGGAGGUCGCAAGCGUAUGAAAGCAUGCUUCUUCUUAGGCGACAUGCACGCAGGUGUUUCUUAGCGAUCAAAUCAUCAGGGUAUGUAGGCAGCUGGUACCUGGAAAGUGGAAACGGCGGGGUACGCUCCUGCCGUUUCGUGACCUGUUACCCCGAUAACAGCAGGCAACAGUGAGCCAGCAGUGCUCCGAAGACCCAAUACUCAUUGAUGUAUGCACCCAGGAU